Molecule: messenger RNA, 480 nt
Organism: Guyanagaster necrorhizus
Lineage: Eukaryota; Fungi; Basidiomycota; Agaricomycetes; Agaricales; Physalacriaceae
Exons: 4
Coding region: 1-480 (159 amino acids)
Source: RefSeq, a predicted model, not a curated record
AUGGCGUUCAUAGCCAAGAUGCCUGAUACCGCUGAGUGUCGGCUCCCUGGACAUUUUCCCCUUUCACCCUGCUAUCCAUCUGAUAUGAAAUGUUUUCUUACUCUCAUGCGGUGGGUCAUUAUUCUGCGUGGCAUGUCGGUUCCUCCAACUGCGGCAGAGACAUCGCCCAAGUUCCUUGACGGGCUCGUCGGGAGGCUAGUAACCCUGCUUGCCUCGUCUCGGCUCCGGGACCCUCUGAGGACUCUGUGGCUAUAUGGCAUGCGUGAAAAGAGAUUCUGCAUGGGUGAACCUAACCUUACUGACACUGGGGAUAAUCUCGGAAGUGCCCGUGUUUAUUUUGGUCUAGCAUUUCUCACCGAGUUUUCUCGCUCUCAGUCGCGGAGCUCGGCUACUAUAGACGUCUAUUUAGACGUGGCGACGUUCGACAGGCAAGGGGACCGCGAUUUGAGUGCAGGUCGUAACUUUACGGCGAACUUUUAA